Cimex lectularius (bed bug) is the source of this 393-nucleotide messenger RNA. RefSeq names its product 60S ribosomal protein L29-1 (gene RpL29). The coding region runs from base 141 to 359 and encodes 72 amino acids. The transcript is spliced from 4 exons. The record is from RefSeq and is a predicted model, not a curated record. Gene Ontology annotation, cellular component: ribosome; cytosolic large ribosomal subunit. Gene Ontology annotation, molecular function: structural constituent of ribosome. Gene Ontology annotation, biological process: cytoplasmic translation. NCBI's taxonomy places the organism in Eukaryota, Metazoa, Arthropoda, Insecta, Hemiptera, Cimicidae.
AUAUAUCAAGCCGUCUACGUGUGUUUCGUAAAAUUGAGCCUUGAAAUAACCUCCUUGCCAGGCCCGACGUCCAUUCUGGUUUUCUGAGUCGAGCACGUUUUCGGAAGUAUUUUACAAGCCGUUAAGUGAUUCUCUGAGCGAUGGCCAAGUCAAAGAAUCAUACUAAUCACAACCAAAACAGGAAGGCCCACCGUAAUGGGAUUAAGAAGCCGAGGAGGCAUAGGCAUGAGUCUUCACUUGGUGUUGACCCUAAGUUCUUGAGGAACCUGAGGUUCGCCAAGAAGCACAACCUGAAGCCAGCGCAGCAGAAGAAGCGUGCUGAGAUGAGGAAACUCCACAAGAGUGAACAGAAAAAAUAACUUUGUUUUAAUAAAAUAAUUUUUUCUUAAGGUU